GCACUUGUUUCAGAGUAUUCGUGCGCUUAUGAUUAAUGGACCAAUGUUUUUCACUGUAUUGUCAACUUAAUACAUCUGAAAUAUCAACACACAACGUAAAUAUAGCGUAUCCAGUCUAUGCAUGACUAGAUCAACAAUCAACUUGAACAUGUGUGCAUUUUGAUGAACUAUUUCGAACACCAUUCUUGGCGGAAUAAAUGUAUACAUUAGUGGAGUCGUUCGGUCGGAAUGGAGGCGAUAUGCCAUCUUUGUAAGAUGUGAAGUGGAUAAAAUAUUUCCCCAUAACAGUCACCUCUUUCUAACCAGCCAUGCCUCGAUGUGAAUUCUCAACAAGGAUAAUUCCUGCAACAUGUGCAUGGAGCUUAAUCCUAGGAUGCACAUCCGUGUACUUCGUAUUUGUAUGCAGAUAUUUAAUGAAUACCAGUACCUACGCACUAGCCAUCCCAGUGUAUCAGGGAAUAUUGACAAUCUUUGUGUUGGCAAAUCUCUUCCUGGCAACUUUCAUGGAUCCAGGGAUAUAUCCAAAAGCGCAUGAAGAUGAAGCCAAAGACGACGACUUUAGAGCUCCCUUAUAUAAAAAUGUUGAAAUAAAAGGUAUAACAGUGCGGAUGAAAUGGUGCACGACGUGCCAGUUUUACCGACCUCCACGGUGUUCACAUUGUAGCGUGUGCAACACGUGUAUAGAGACGUUUGACCACCACUGCCCGUGGUUAAACAACUGCAUAGGUCGACGCAACUAUAGAUAUUUCUUCCUGUUUCUAUGCUCACUCUCCGUACAUAAAGUUAGUAUAUUUUCCCAGUGCCUCGUCUUUAUGCUACAUCACAAAGAUAAACUGUAUGAGCCAGGCAGUAUUUGUGCUAUUAUAGUCAUGUGUAUAAUUGGUCUGCUGAUCAUCCCGGUGGCAGGACUGACCGGCUUCCAUAUGGUGCUGGUUUCUAGGGGCAGGACAACCAAUGAACAGGUUACAGGGAAGUUUAAAGGUGGGCACAACCCCUUUUCUCGAGGCUGCUGGCUCAACUGUAGUUAUGCUCUGUGUGGACCGCAGUGGCCUAAAUUAGUUGCCUACAUUCCCAAGACGCGGACAAUACAGAUCGAGUCGUCCAAGGUUACCUACGUGGCCGCGGACAAAGAUGUUAAACUCUACUCCGACGCCAGCUCUAACGGAAUCCAGCGAGACGGGCGCUCAGUCAACAACAGUUUGCGUUACCCUGCCAACUGGGAAGAUGAGGACUACAAGGGCAGCCAGUCUUUGGACUGUGAGCCUUCACCUCCCUCCUCAAAGAAGACUGCAUCCUACACGAACCUGUUCGACACCUCUCAACCAACAGCAGUUGGGGCAUCCUUCCAAGCCAGUCAGCCCAACCAUGUUAAGAGGGAAUCACCAAGGAUGCAACGGAACCGAAAUCUCUACGAACGCUCCCCACAAAGGACGAGACAUGCACCUCCUGUUGUGGAGCCAUAUCCUCGUGUUGAUCCACAUCCCCGCGGUGAUCAGCCCCACAUCAAUCAUCAAUAUCCUCGUGUUGAGCAUCCUCGUAAUCCCCACCCACGUGAUCCCCAUCCACGUGAUGCCCACCCACAGGGGGGCGGUCGGCCACAGGGCUUGCCGGAGCGUAGCCGUGCUCCGAUAGCGACGAUUGAAGAGACUAGUAUAAACACACCCAUCACUCCUCCUUCCACAAGCAUCAACAGCCCAGGAUUGGAGAGGAUACCUCUGGGUUAUCGUAAAUACAUGGAUAAGGCUGUUUCCAACAGCCCCAAGACUUAUAAAUAUCCACGCAGUCAUUCCAUUUCACCUCCGCGUGAGUUUUAUCCAUCGGUGGCAAACACAAGUCAAAAUAAUCGUCCCUAUUUGGAGUAUAAUAAUGUAGCAUAUCAGCAGAGGACUAUAGGUAAUCAUCCAACAGGGGGCGUGUCAAGCCACUCGCCUAAUAUUACAAACAAUCACCCUCAGCCGGGCAUGUCCGGCACAAGGACUCCGAGCAACUCUCAAAUGGGUGCUAUUCGGUCAGAGGCCAGUAGUGGGCCCCAUCGACCUUUGUCUUUUGUUCGAGCUCUUGAAGUGAGUCAAGCUGUUGAGAGUAGGGACAGAGAACAGGUACAGAGGGGAGAUAACCCUCGACAGCAGCGCAAUGAGAACAGCCGCAGCCUGUACGACUCCUCGUACGAAGUGUCCGUCUAAAGCUUGUUGUUUUUUGCCAGUAGGUGUGUCAGUUGUGCAUUGUUGUGACCAAGUUCCUGAAGCGACAUUUUAACAAGAAAUGUCAGUCUUGGUGGUUUGGAGGCGAACUUUUAUAAACCAGUACCAAAGGGAGAUAAGCAACACUCACAUUUUAUCGUUUCUGUGCAUCUGCACUAUUUUACUCUUGGUGGAAGACAGUGUUUACAUAGAAGAACUAAAAGCAUGCCUUUUUUUUUUUUGAGUGCUGUGGGUUGCUGAUUAUGUGUUAUCUCCCUUGGUUAUUCUCAGGAUUUGAAUCUGUGAAAGCUUUCAAGCAAACACAGGGCAUACAAAGGAUACUGAGGGUUCAGCUGGCUUAACCCUUUGUGGUUUCAUUAACAUUGUGACAGUAGGAUGGGUUAAUAUUGUCAUGGUAACAUACUUUUAGUGAUAUUUCUGUGAAUGAGGAACAUACUGCUGGGUUUUUUUCUUCACAUCUCUGUGGGAACUUUACACAUCGUCUUGGACCAAUGGCACCAGUAAUCUUUUGAAAAUUGCUCUUGUUACAGCAUUAAGUUUUAGAUCCGGUCUGUACGGCCGAUAUGAAUGCAGUGCAAAAUGCAAAAUUCAGCUGGAAAAUCCAUAAGUUAAGACCCAAAUGUUGAAUAUUUGAAAUUGAGGGGUCUGUAGAUUACAGUUCUUUAGCAGCAAAAGUCAAGGACACAGGACCCUUUUAAUUUUGAAUGCUGUAAAUUUCACAAGCAAUGAGUGCGUUCCUUGCUAUCUGGUAAACCUUUGUUCAUUCACCUCUGUAGAUGGAAUGGGAAGACAAACACUGAAGUUUUAUAUAUACUGACAGUGCUUUACAGAUGCAAUAGUAGAUACCACUCACUUACCCUAAAGUUCAAAAAGUACAACUCAGCAAAAUUUGAAAUUAAGCUUGAUAAUCUAGGAGUCUUAGACAAUGAUAGAAGGUUAACAUUUUGGGGCCCUCAUAUUCAGGUAUAACAGGAGAACAUCUCAAGGGCCCUUGACCCAAUGAAUUUAGAACAUUGCUCAGCAUAAUUACACUACACUACUUAUGGUUGUCAAGUGUGAUAAAAUGAUAAAGUGGCCUCACAGGAAGUUUCAAUUAUUUUUGUAGGUAGUGAAUUGUUGUACAUUGUCAGUACUUCAUGGGCUUGUUGACACAAAGUUCCUCCUACACCCUUGAAAAUAUUUGACAGCAAUGAGGACAUGAGUCUGAAUUAAGUCAGUUAAUGAAACAAGGCUGUACUAAUCAUAUAGCUUGAGCCAGACAGACUCCAUACAGGAACCGUACCAUGUCCUGAUGUUGAGGAAAUGUGUAAAGCAUAUCUUGUGAUGUUAUGCAACAGGAACUGUUUUCAUAGAUUUUUCUAUGACCUGACAGGAAUUUGUAAAUACAUGGAUUCCUGCAACGUAGAAAGACAUUUUAUCUUUUCAAAUUCUGUGUCAUUUCUGCUGCUGUGUUUAUCACGGUGUUAGCCAUCUUUGUUAUGAUGUGUUGUUAUCCGAGUGUUGAUGGAUCAGAUUACUGUCAGGAUCCCCUCACAUGCUUGCAGGGGCGGUGGGGCAGCCUAGUGGUUAGAGCGUUGACUCGUCACACCGAAGACCCGGGUUCGAAUCCCCACAUGGGUACAAUGUGUGAAACCCAUUUCUGGUGUCCCCCGCCAUGAUGUUGCUGGAAUAUUGCUAAAAGCGGCGUAAAAACCAAACUCAGUCAGUCAGUUUCAUGCUUGCAGCCUCGACUCCGCUCAAAAUAUCCCUACACAGUUUAGAUCCACUGUAUUAAAGUGCUGGGGGAAUGUAGUGUACACAAGCCAGUGAAACACUGACUGGUUAGAUAUUUCUCCAGUCUGAGCUACAUGUCAUCCACAACAGGAAUUAUCUCCCUUGAUGGCAGUAGUAGGGGCUGAUGCUGAAUCAGCAGAAAAAGUAAUACAGUUAAACUGAUGCCAAUUCUAUACUAACUCAAAACCUUCACUAACUUUCAGCUGUACUGUGCAUUAGCAGCGUGGAAACACCAAGUAUUGAAAUAGGGU
This is a messenger RNA of Haliotis rubra (blacklip abalone), 4225 nucleotides long. RefSeq names its product palmitoyltransferase ZDHHC5-A-like. Gene Ontology annotation, biological process: protein palmitoylation. Lineage: Eukaryota; Metazoa; Mollusca; Gastropoda; Lepetellida; Haliotidae. The record is from RefSeq and is a predicted model, not a curated record. The coding region runs from base 309 to 2183 and encodes 624 amino acids. The transcript is spliced from 8 exons. Gene Ontology annotation, molecular function: palmitoyltransferase activity.